Messenger RNA from Malassezia vespertilionis, 600 nucleotides. It is a transcript of the gene GAR1, whose product is annotated as H/ACA snoRNP pseudouridylase subunit. The record is from RefSeq and is a predicted model, not a curated record. Lineage: Eukaryota; Fungi; Basidiomycota; Malasseziomycetes; Malasseziales; Malasseziaceae. Bases 1 to 600 code for a protein of 199 amino acids. Gene Ontology annotation, biological process: ribosome biogenesis; snoRNA guided rRNA pseudouridine synthesis. The transcript has a single exon. Gene Ontology annotation, cellular component: box H/ACA snoRNP complex. Gene Ontology annotation, molecular function: box H/ACA snoRNA binding.
AUGUUCCGAGGCCGUGGUGCUGGACGUGGUGGCUUUAGCGGGCGCGGCGGGCGCGGCGGAAUGAUGAAUACCGGUCCGCCUGCCAACGUUAUUCCAUUCGGCGCAUUUGUGCAUGCCGUGGAGGGCGAAAUGUUUUGUGCGGGCACUGACCCAAAGCAUGUGCCGUAUUUCAACGCGCCCAUUUUUCUUGAGAACAAGUCGCAGAUUGGCAAGGUAGACGAGAUCUUGGGCCCGAUCAACGAAGUUUAUUUCACGAUCAAGACGGAGCCGGGAAUCGUUGCUGGCUCGUUCAAGGCGAACGACAAGGUUUACAUAUCCGACGACCGCCUGCUUCCGAUCGAGCGUUUCCUUCCAAAGCCAAAAUCGCUUUCCAAAGGGCCCAAGAGACGUGGAGCGGGGCGUGGCGCACCGGGCGGCCGCGGCGGUGCACGCGGCGGUCGCGGUGGAUUUGGCGGCGGUGGUGGAUUCGGCAGCCGCGGCGGAUUUGGUGCGCGUGGUGGCCGCGGCGGAUUUGGAGGACGUGGCGCACCGCGUGGCGCACCGCGUGGCGGCCGCGGUAGAUUCCGUGGCGGGGGCGGCGGUUUUCGUGGUCGUUCGUAA